Molecule: messenger RNA, 1893 nt
Organism: Gastrolobium bilobum
Lineage: Eukaryota; Viridiplantae; Streptophyta; Magnoliopsida; Fabales; Fabaceae
Exons: 6
Coding region: 163-1692 (509 amino acids)
Source: RefSeq, a predicted model, not a curated record
UUGAAACAGAAAAGAAAUUGUAACCUUUGCAACUUAAAAGCUUCAACCCCUAAGAGGUACUUGCUUAGAGCAUAGAAGAACACACAAACUGAGUACUGCAUCUGCACUGCAUUAUGUAAAGAUUGCAUUUUUGCUCCAACAAGACCAACCCAUUUAUCAAUUAUGGAUUAUGAAAGGAUCCAAAAGCCUCAGGGUGGUGGGGGAUUUUCACCUGGAAAAUUGAGGAGUAUGCUAUUGGGUGUGGAGAAGAAGAGGAAAGAAGAGGAAGAGAUUGGUUCUACUUUCAACACGAGAUCUCAAAUUUCAGACAUGGAUGAAUGUGGUGGUAGCAGUUCUGAUCAUUGUAAAGAUGUAGAUGUUGUGAGUGUCCUUCCUGAUUAUUCAACUUCAGCUACAGCUCGCACCUUUAGCAUAGAGGCAGUUGGUGGUGAUCGUAUUCUGAAGGCUAACACAGCAGUGACUUCAGGGCAUAGAACCCUAGAAGACCCUUCUUUAGAUUAUGAUAGUGGCAAUGAUAAUAUAAGCAUGUCCUCAUCAAUGUUUGAAUUUCAAAAGUCUGAGCGUGCUUCACAGAGAGUGCCUAUGGGGCCAUUCUCAAAACCAGCACCAUCUAAAUGGGAUGAUGCUCAGAAGUGGAUAGCAAGUCCAACAUCCAACAGGCCAAAGAUAGCACAGACACAGGGGCAAGGUGGACAAGUAGGACUGCGUAAGGGUGGCAGUCUUGGUUAUGGAAGCCGACAAUCUUCAAUGAAGGUUGUUGUUGAAGUUCCAGAUCAAAGAGAAAUUGCUUUAGAUGAACCAGAUACAAAGCAAAUCGAUACAAAUCAAACGAAGAUGGAAAGUGGAGGACAGAAGUGUGUGGGUUGGGAGGCUGACCCAUAUGCAAUUGCAAAUUCUUAUGUUAGUCUCAGUCAGCAUAAUUCAUCCAUUGCCAUCCAGAGUGCAACAACAUUUGUUCCUCCCCCUUCAACAGCUCGGUCUGUAUCAAUGAGAGAUAUGGGUACAGAAAUGACCCCUAUUGCUAGCCAGGAGCCAUCAAGAACUGCUACACCAGUGAGGGCAACAACACCAAUGCGCAGCCCUAACUCUUCCCAGCCAUCUACUCCCACCAGAGCUUCCCCAGUGUCAAUUUUAACUGAUCCACCUAGGGACAAUCUGCAUCUUAACAAGAAUGAAUUGUCUGAAAAGGAGCUACAAAUGAAAACCAGGCGAGAAAUAAUGGUCCUUGGGACACAACUAGGUAAAAUGAACAUUGCUGCCUGGGCUAGCAAAGAAGAAGAGGAUAAGGUUGCAUCUACUUCAUUGAAAAAUAAAACAGCUGAACAGCCAGCUAAGAGUGUCAUUGAAGCACGUGCAGCAGCAUGGGAGGAGGCUGAGAAGGCUAAGUAUAUGGCCAGGUUUAGGCGUGAGGAGAUGAAAAUUCAGGCAUGGGAAAAUCAUCAGAAAGCAAAAACAGAAGCAAAGAUUAAAAAAAUUGAGGUAGAGGUUGAAAGAAUACGGAGCAAGGCACAUGAUAAGCUUAUGAAUAAGUUAGCAGCUGCAAGGCACAAGGCUGAGGAAAAGCGAGCAGCAGCAGAAGCAAAUAGAAAUCAUCAAGCUGCGAAAACUGAAGAGCAAGCAGCGUAUAUACGAAGAACUGGUCAUGUCCCUUCCUCAUAUUUAUCAUUUUCUUGCUGCAGUUGGUGCUCUUGAACAAAGGCUGUCCUUGUCAUUUGUCAAUGUUUUAUUCUUUUUAUAGGUAUCCAAUGGCAUUUGUUGUUGUAUUUCCUUUGCGGUGUAAAAUGAUUACAGUGUUCUUGCAGAAUAAUUGCAAUUUAGAAGAUCUGUGUUAUUUGUCCAGUACUCCAGUCUUUAUAGGAGCUGGACAUUUGUCUCAUAAUAGUCUUGUGACUU